Tinamus guttatus (white-throated tinamou) is the source of this 471-nucleotide messenger RNA. The record is from RefSeq and is a predicted model, not a curated record. Lineage: Eukaryota; Metazoa; Chordata; Aves; Tinamiformes; Tinamidae.
AUGGCUCUGGCAGCUCCUCGGGCAGUUGGGAGAUCCUGUGGCCACGCUCAGGCAAGGGAAGCAGUUCUGCCAUCACAAGAGGGCCUGUGGGCCAUGCCUAAAUUGUACAGGUCCGUAAUUGAAGAUGUCAUCAAUGAUGUCAGAGAAGUUUUUCUGGAUGAAGGAGUGGAUGAACAAGUUCUUAUGGAACUCAAAACACUGUGGGAGAACAAGCUGAUGCAAUCCAAGGCUGUAGAUGGCUUCCACUCAGAAGAGCAGCAACUUCUGCUGCAGGUGCAACAGCAGCAGCAGCAACAGCAGCAGCAACAGCAUCACCACCACCACCAUCACACACAACCUCAGCCGCAGCAGACUGUGCAGCAGCAGUCUCAGCCCCAACAAGUCCUUAUUCCAGCAUCUCAGCAAGCACCUCAGCAGCAGGUUAUUGUGCCAGAUUCCAAGCUGAUACCACACAUGAAUGCAUCGGGCAUG